AUGAAAAUUAUGAUAGAUUUAGAUUUUUUGCAAAUGCAUAAAUACAUUGUACAUAUUUUACUAUGUAUUUUUUCUCAUGGUUUCUAUGAUUUCGUGCGUGCAUGUAAUAGUUUAAAGAAAAUUGACGAUGCACUACGGGAAAUGAGAGGCGAUUCCGAUGUUGAUUCUGGUAGCAAGAGUCUUAUAAAAAACCGUUUUGUGUUUGCUAUUACUAUCUUUGUAUCUCUUGGAGGUGUAUUGUUUUGGCUACUUCCAAAGCUCAGUUCCCAAUGUAACCUACUGAAGAUGACUUUGCUGUGUCUAUUCUCGACCUUUGAUGCUCGGUGGUCGCAAGUACUCUAUUGUCUGCCUCUUGCUAUUUUCUUUGAUGGAAGAUCUCUUCAAGGCGCUGCUCAAAACCUCAGCUACCUUACGACUAGUCGUUUUAUUACUGAUAUGGCUAUUACCGAAACACUUGCGCUUGGGCUUUUUCUGCUGCCACGCCGGCUGGGGGAAGAGAGUAUUCAAAGCCAAAGUUCCAGUGAGCACGCCAUAUUGUAUGCACAGCAACAGUCACCUGUACAGUUUACGGGUCUGAAUUAUCCAACCGCAAGAAAAAAUACCACGAAGGAGAAGAUUACUAGUCACCCUUACAUUACAUCCCAGUACAUGACGAGCUACCAUGAUAUUUCACACAUGUGCUUUGGAGAGACAGGAGAAGAAAAGGCGAGCAUGAGAAGGAAUACGUUUUUAGAUGGCUUCCCACCAGACGCUACGAAAAUAAUGGGAGGCCCUAAUAUAAUGGUCCCUCUGUACCAAUCAGAGAUUGCUCCUCCGGAAAUCCGUGGAUCUCUCGUCUCUCUUCAACAGCUGGCCGUCACAUUUGGAAUCCUCAUUUCGUUCUGGAUCGACUACGGAACGGCCAACCUUUCAACAGAAGCACAGUGGCGGAUCCCUCUUUGCCUCCAAUUGGCCAUUGGCCUUGUACUUGGUGUGGGAAUUCUCUUCUUUCCUCACUCUCCUCGCUGGUUGAUGAGUGUUGGAAAGGAGGAACAGGCCCUCCAGGUCUUAUCCAAACUUCGCCGUCUCCCCGACCAUCACCCAAAGGUUAUCAAAGAAUGGCGGGAGAUCAAGAUCAAUGUCACUUUCGACAAGCUGGUCGAGAUCGAGACCUACCCCGACUAUGUCGAUGCCGGAACCUCUGGCCGUUUCAAAAUAUUCAUGAUGGGGUACGUGGAGCUGUUCCGCAAGGGUAUGCGCAACCGUCUCUUCAUCGCCUGUGCCAUCCAGUUCUUCCAGCAGUUCGUUGGAAUCAACGCCUUGAUCUACUACGCCCCCAAGAUCUUCCAGUCUGUCGGUCUCACCGGAAGCUCGGUGUCUCUGCUUGCCACCGGUGUCGUCGGUGUCAUCAACUUCCUCAUGACCAUUCCAACAGUCCUCUUCCUCGACAUGGUCGGUCGAAAGAAGAUGCUCAUGAUUGCCUCUGUCGGACUCUCCGUCAGUAUGAUCAUUGUUGCCAUUAUCACCGGCCUUUACGAGGAUGACUGGCCGAACCACACUGCCGAGGGGUGGGUUGCAGUUGUAUUUGUGUACAUCUUCAUUGCCAACUUUGCCUACUCGUGGGGACCUAUUGGUUGGGUCAUCCCAUCCGAGAUCUUCCCUCUUCGUGCUCGUGCAAAGGCCAUGAGUAUCUCCACUUCUGCCAACUGGAUGUGCAACUUCAUCAUGGGCAUGAUCACUCCUCCCAUGCUUGCCGGAAUUCAUUACGGUACAUACGUCUUCUUGGCAGUAUUCUGUGUCCUUUCCUUCCUGUUUACCUGGUUCUUCAUUCCUGAGACCAAAGGUCUGUCUCUUGAAGAGAUGGACAAUAUCUUUGGUGGUGACAUGGCCAACUCUGACUCCAAUCUCAUGUCUCGUGUCAGGGAAGAGGUCCACCAACAGGGUGUUCCAGCUAAACCUAUGAAUACGGCCAAUGACUCCCAGAAAACUUAA
This is a messenger RNA of Phycomyces blakesleeanus NRRL 1555(-), 1971 nucleotides long. RefSeq lists its product as hypothetical. Gene Ontology annotation, biological process: carbohydrate transport; transmembrane transport. Gene Ontology annotation, cellular component: membrane. Bases 1 to 1971 code for a protein of 656 amino acids. Gene Ontology annotation, molecular function: carbohydrate:proton symporter activity. The record is from RefSeq and is a predicted model, not a curated record. Lineage: Eukaryota; Fungi; Mucoromycota; Mucoromycetes; Mucorales; Phycomycetaceae. The transcript has 10 exons.